UUUUCCUAAACACGAAUUGAUCAUGUCAGAUAUUGGAAAGAAACCAGGAAUUCAGUUGUACAGCAAGGAGUACUACGCCGCUGGUGCAAUUGGUGGUCUCAUUGCUUGUGGUCCCACCCACUCUGCUGUGACCCCCUUGGACCUUGUUAAAUGCCGUCGUCAAGUGGAUUCUAGUUUGUACACCUCGAACGUGCAAGGUUGGAAGACGAUCCUCAGAACCAAAGGAGACUCUAUUUUCACCGGGGUUGGUGCUACGUUUGUGGGCUACUCGUUUCAAGGAGCCGGAAAGUACGGGUUCUACGAAUACUUUAAGAAGACCUACUCCGACGUGGUGGGAAAAGAGUAUGCCGAUAAGUAUAAGACCGGGGUGUAUUUGGCAGCAUCUGCUCUGGCAGAGUUCAUUGCCGAUAUUGCGUUGUGUCCAUUUGAAACCAUCAAGGUUAAGACCCAAACCACCAUUCCACCGUACGCUACUUCGGUUGUAGAUGGCUGGAAGAAAAUCACUGCUGCCGAAGGAAUUGCCGGGUUGUACAAAGGAUUGACGCCUUUGUGGUUCAGACAAAUCCCUUACACCAUGGUGAAGUUUGCCAGUUUUGAGAAGACGGUUGAACAGAUAUACUUAUAUUUGGGUAAACCGGUGUCUUCUUAUACUCCAGUCCAACAAACCGGAGUGUCGUUUUUGGGAGGUUACAUUGCCGGUAUUUUCUGUGCUAUUGUAUCACACCCUGCCGACGUGAUGGUGUCGAAGAUCAACUCGGAGAAGAAGCCAACCGAGUCGGUGGGACAAGCAGUUCUGAGAAUCUAUUCAAAGAUUGGGUUUGGUGGGCUCUGGAACGGGUUACCCGUGAGAAUUGCCAUGAUCGGAACAUUGACUGGGUUCCAGUGGUUGAUCUACGACUCGUUCAAAGUGUCUAUUGGUUUACCAACAACCGGAGGACACUAAAUAUUUAGAAUUGGUGUGUAUUAAUAAAGAUGUCACUCAAAUGUGAGUAAAGGCCAUAGACCCAAAUAGGCCCAAAUGUGCCGUUUCUAUUGGUUACUUCCACACGUUCUUAAAAAGGUCAUCGUCUAAGACGUCGGUACGGAUUUUGUUGCUAGGAGGUUGGGUGUUUGAGCUCAUAUCUGACCACUCGUUAUUCCAGCCGGCUGGCGCUUGGGUAGAAGGUGUCGAUUGUGCAGCCAGUGACAGAGAGUUGGUGGAGGUGCGAGAAGAAGCAGCCGAAGCAGGGCCUCCGAAAGACAAUCCUUGCAAGGAGGUGGCUAAGUCAACCUGCUUAGGCGGCGUGUGUUGGGGAGUUUGUUGACGUUGUUGAUAAUAUUGUGGUUGUUGCGGCUGUACAAAACUGGAGUUCAGCGAUGAGGGAGAUGAGUACAAUGACAAAAUGGAUUUUUUCAAGUCUGGGCGUCCGGACAUGCUGCCGCCAGUCGACUGAGGAGAGGCCACAAUAGGCGAGGAUGGUUUUGGAGGCACUGGCGGGUGUUUUGAAGUGGUGCUUUUGAUCACCGACGGAGCAGAAACCGACCCUGGAGUAGAAACCGAGGCCGAUGUGAACAGACCAAAGUCGUCAUCUAGCAAGUUGUGUGAUGGUUGGACCGACUUCGAAUGCGGAAGGGUGGAAGAAGUGGUGGUGGUCGGGGUGGUGCCUCCUCCUCCGAGCGUCAGGGGGUCGGGCACCGUUGCAGAUGCAGCCCACUUACGCAUAUCGUACUUUGUUCUUAUGAAGUUUUCAAUCUUCAGCUGGUCAGGAACGUAGCCCUCAGGCAACUUCGAUUCCCAGAACAAAUUACAGCGUUUGUUCCCCCAUCUAACCAUCAGCUCCACCUGUUCAUCGGUCCAAGCAUCUAGGUCCACACUCUUAACCUUGGAUAUAUGGACGCCCAUGCUUCUGUGGAUUCCUGAGCAUCGGAUACAUAUAAAACAUCCCAAGUUCCAAGAUGCCCACCUAGGGUGAGCCGACGUCUUACAGUCGACACACACGCGAUUAUCAUCCUCUUUCAAGAGCUGUUUGAGGAUCUGUUUGUGUCUCUCUGAGUGGGUCUUCUUCGACGAAGGCAAGGCGGUGGAUGAGCGAUGCAUUGGUGUGGAAGUGAAAUGACUCGGAAACAGUGAAUCAGUGUCCAAAAAGUUCUU
Molecule: messenger RNA, 2131 nt
Organism: Yamadazyma tenuis ATCC 10573
Lineage: Eukaryota; Fungi; Ascomycota; Pichiomycetes; Serinales; Debaryomycetaceae
Source: RefSeq, a predicted model, not a curated record